CCAUCACGACGCUCGGGGGGGGUGGUAGGGGCGGCAAGACCAUCGCGAGUGAAAGGUUUGCAGAUAUACCUUUGAAACCCUUGUUCGAGCACUGGCGGCAUGCUUCCCAACCACCACCAACCCGACCAUAUUCGUGGCGACGACACGGUCAUCCGUGGCGGCUUGAUGUUUUCGACGGGGCAGAUGGAGGCCCGCCACUUUGGCCAUGUCCCGACGACGCCGUCGAACCAGGUUCACUGGUCGGUGCGGUACGUAGAGUUGUCCAUGGACCGCAUGCUGCGGUUCUACACGGCGCCCAAUGGAGCGUUGACGAGUUGUUUGAAUGUGCGGCACUGCAACCGCGUCGAUGCGUCGGUCGCUGCGACGGUGUUUACAGGCCGCCGCGUCACGAGUGUGUGGCGGGUGCGGCUGCAAUUCGACAACAACUGCACGAUUGUGUUGGGGGCGCUGUCCAAGUCGAGCAUGCAUGCGUGGGCGGCAGCCCUCCAAGAGUACUGCGACGCCCCGUCGGCGACGGCCCCGGCGUUCCCCCUGUCCAAAAGCAAAAUACCACGCACGAUUGCCGCCAUCGAGCGCAUCGCUGAGAUGUGGAGGCAUGUCUUCCCCGUCGAGCCCACGACCGAGAGGCGGAAGCGGCACCCUGACCACCGAACGAUCUCCGCGAGUCGCUUGCCACCUCGUUCAGAGAGAUAAUGCACCCGUUUUCAGUACCAUA
Messenger RNA from Aphanomyces invadans, 715 nucleotides. RefSeq lists its product as hypothetical. Lineage: Eukaryota; Oomycota; Saprolegniomycetes; Saprolegniales; Verrucalvaceae. Bases 100 to 693 code for a protein of 197 amino acids. The record is from RefSeq and is a predicted model, not a curated record. The transcript has a single exon.